Marasmius oreades (fairy-ring Marasmius) is the source of this 488-nucleotide messenger RNA. RefSeq lists its product as uncharacterized. The transcript has 3 exons. The coding region runs from base 21 to 488 and encodes 155 amino acids. The record is from RefSeq and is a predicted model, not a curated record. NCBI's taxonomy places the organism in Eukaryota, Fungi, Basidiomycota, Agaricomycetes, Agaricales, Marasmiaceae.
CACUUUCUCCUCCCUGCUAUAUGGCGUUUUCUUCCCUUUCAAGCUCAUUAUUGUCACCGGAAGUCACCAUCAAAGUCAGUUCCACGCUCGAUAAAUCAGUCGGAAAGAAGUCUCUCAUCGACAACAAUCCAGAGACAUGUUGGACAUCACAACAGGGCCUCCCACAAUACAUCCAACUCAACUUUCCAGCACCCGUGAUACCCGAGACGAUAUCGAUAACCUUUCAAGGUGGAUUUGUCGGCAGAAGAUGUGUAGUACAAGUCAGACAGCCAGGAGAUGAUACUGCAUCUAAGGAAUGGAAACCCUUGACGAUUUUAUACCCGGAAGACGUCAACCGACGUCAAAGUUUUGAUCUGCACCCUCAAGACGAGUUCAUUUCUUUGGAGAAAGGCGUCGAAAGUAUGAAACUGACCUUCGUGGAAAGCUCAGAUUUUUUCGGCAGAAUUACGGUCUACGAUGUGAAGCUAGAUGGUUUGGUAUCGAUUUAG